Spinacia oleracea (spinach) is the source of this 1787-nucleotide messenger RNA. RefSeq names its product probable inactive purple acid phosphatase 28. The coding region runs from base 125 to 1360 and encodes 411 amino acids. The record is from RefSeq and is a predicted model, not a curated record. Gene Ontology annotation, cellular component: cytoplasm. NCBI's taxonomy places the organism in Eukaryota, Viridiplantae, Streptophyta, Magnoliopsida, Caryophyllales, Amaranthaceae. The transcript is spliced from 5 exons. Gene Ontology annotation, molecular function: hydrolase activity, acting on ester bonds.
GCAAAGUUGGUCCUAGUCCAAACUCCUCAUCUCACAUGUGAGAAUCUCAAGCAUGUUCAUCUCUUCAUGUUUUUAGUCAACACUUUAACAUAUGUUCCGAAUCUAGAGUUUAAGGUUGUUAAAAAUGGAAAAUCUCUGCUCAAGAUGGUCUGUCACCCUCAUAUUCUUCAUCAUCCUCCUCACUUCAAUCCAUCUAAUUUACACCCAAUUAUUCCUGCAUCUAACAAUCAACUUCGAUAACAUCAAACUCAAGAAAUCCCCACAACUCCCUCUUCGAUUCAACUCUGAUGGCACUUUCAAAAUCCUUCAGGUGGCUGAUAUGCAUUAUGGUCAAGGGUUGAUUACCAGAUGUAGAGAUGUUUCGCCGUCCGAAUUUAAGUACUGUUCGGAUCUUAAUACUACGAGGUUUGUUAAGAGGUUGAUUGAAAUUGAGAAACCGGAUUUUCUCGCAUUUACGGGAGAUAAUAUAUUUGGGUCAAGCACACCUGAUGCAGCCGAAUCGCUGUUUAAAGCCUUCCAACCUGCAAUUGAAUCUGGGCUCCCUUGGGCAGCUGUUUUAGGGAAUCAUGACCAAGAAUCAACUAUGAAUCGCGAGGAACUGAUGACAUUAAUCUCACUCAUGGAUUAUUCAGUAUCUCAAGUGAAUCCAUUUGUUCAAAAUCUAUCUGGUCAACGUGAACGAGCUUUGCUGACUGGAAUUGAUGGAUUUGGAAACUACAAUCUUUCGGUGCAUGGCCCUUAUGGUUCUCUAUUUUCCAACUUUAGUGUCUUGAACCUCUUCUUUCUUGAUAGUGGAGACCGUGCCACAGUGGAAGGUAGACGAACAUAUGGAUGGAUCAGAGAAUCUCAACUUAAUUGGUUACGAGGAUUUUCUCAAGCAGAUCAGGAUGAACAUGGAGAAUGCAAUCACUUUGGAGGUUCCCCUUUGACAAGAAAGACACCUCCGGCUCCGGCACUUGGUUUCUUUCACAUUCCAAUCCCAGAAAUCAGACAGCUGUAUUAUCAAAAAGUUAUCGGUCAGUUCCAAGAAGCUGUAGCUUGUUCGUCUGUUCAUUCUGGAGUCUUAAAAUCAUUGGUGUCAAUGAAGAACGUAAAAGGUGUCUUCAUAGGUCAUGAUCACAAUAAUGAUUUUUGCGGGAAUCUGGAUGGUAUAUGGUUUUGUUACGGGGGAAAUACCGGAUAUCAUGCCUAUGGUAAGGUAGGUUGGGUUCGGAGAGCAAGGGUUGUGCUAGUUGAGCUUUCAGAGAAGGAGAAAUCUUGGACGGGUGUGCAGAAAAUAAGUACGUGGAAACGGCUAGAUGAUGAGUUGUCGAGCAAGAUUGAUGAGCAAGUGCUUUGGGACCAGAACUCUGAAAAGUGAAUAAGAUUUCAGGUACACUUUCAAUGUGGAGAAAAAUUGUGCUUCAUACUCCGUAGCACGUAAGUUUAUGCCAGUAUGAAGAUGGUUCCCUUUUUGCUGUUGUUUAGGACUUGUGUCUAUUUGCUGAGACCAAACUCACAAUGACCUUUUUGGUUCAAUCUGGACCAUUACGCUAUUUGUCAGAUGCUUUUAUAGUUUCACCGGGCUGCUGCGACUAUGUGACCGGAAGAAUACCGUUAAGAGUUGCAGGAAGGAAGUAUACCACGAUUCCGGGAAUUUAUUGUAGCAUUAGGAUAUGAAAACUCUACUAUCUUUGUUGCUGAUUUUUAUUUAUUGUUAAAGAUUGCAAACUUGGGUGGCAAUUCUACCAUCUGUAUUUCUGUGAUUUCAAAUAAUGCCAAAAAGAAGAAUAGUUCUCGUUUUAAAA